Molecule: messenger RNA, 528 nt
Organism: Blepharisma stoltei
Lineage: Eukaryota; Ciliophora; Heterotrichea; Heterotrichida; Blepharismidae
Source: the annotation of a GenBank genome assembly
AUGCACACAGACAUUAGCCCUUUUAAAACACAAAAAGCAACAGUAAGCUCUUUAUUGAUGUCAAUAAAGCUAAAAAACAGAAACAAAAUCAAGCAUAACAGAGAAACUUCAUUAGAAGAGCCUUUGUUUGCAGUUUCACAAGGUGGAAAAAAAUAUUCAAAAAAUUCUCCUUAUAAGGCUGAUUAUUCGUUGAUUUUCCAGCCUCCAAAGUAUGACUUGGAGAAGGUUUUUAAUUUUCAUGACAUGCAGCAGGAUCUAGAUUAUUUGUUGAUGCCAAAAAGAAGCUCUAGCUCAGCUACGUAUACGAAAAAGACAAAUAUUAGAGCAAAAAGCCCUGAUUGUAAUAUAUUUAAUCAGAAAUCCAGUAAAGGAUUUUCGCUAGAAGCAACUGUGAGACAGAUUACUCCUGGUAGGAGAAUUUGUGGAAAUAUAUUUAAACCAAAAAAUGAGUGAUCAACAAUAAAGAUAAAACAUAUGAAUAGGUUCCAUAUUGCAAGGAUUCCGACGGUAAAACUGGAUUCCGAUUAA